GUCAGUCGUCCUCGUGGAAUUCGCCCUGUUCGGUCGUUCGCUGCCACCCUCUCGUUUGAUUGUGGCAAGACCGAAUACCGCGCGAGUAACUUAGACUAGUACUCGGUGCUGAAGAAUAACUUAAGUGCGAUUCCAAUAGCCUAUUAACUCUAAAUUUGUGAGCCCAAACUAGUUCUGUAUAAUUUUAAUGUGUUGAUUGUAUUUUUCAAUUACUAUAUUUUAAACCGCUGAUUUGUGGGCGUACAAUAUUUUCCACCGGUAAACAGCGUAACUCAACAAACCCGAUGUAAUCAUAGGAUGACAUCGCGAUUUUAACAACACAAAAACCCCAAAUUUUAAAAAAAUUGGUGAUUUUUAUUUUUCUGCGUUUAUCACUACAUCAAAAUUUUAAAAAUCAACAAUCAUUAGCGGUUUCAGCAGCGCAGUCAUGUACCUGCUGUUUCCAAAUUUACUGCUUUGGAUGUACGUGGUGUUGACUUGGGCUGAGCCACCGUACAUAAAUCCAUAUAAAGAUAUGGAUCCUCAAGAAAUGUAUCCAUCUAUGGAUCCGAACAAGAUACCAAAGUUCAUGACAAAACCUAACACAUUUCGAGUUGUAACCAAAGACACUAUUGUAUUACCAUGUGAAGUAUAUAAUCCAGGAAACUAUGUAUUGGCUUGGAAAAAAGGGCAUGCAAUAUUAACAGCUGGUACUACUAAGGUAACACCCGAAGAACGUUUUCGAAUAGUUGAAGGGUACAAUCUUGAAAUCCGUAACGUACACAUAAGUGAUGCUGGCAAUUAUAUUUGCCAGAUAGGCACUUUAGAACCUUUAGAGUUAAAACACUCUCUACAAAUUCUAAUCCCGCCAAGAAUGAUUGGAGUAACUUUAAAUGGAAAAGUAAGCGCUAAGAAAGGGUCACAUGUAGCUCUACAGUGUAAUUCAACUGGAAAUCCAAUACCAACAAUAACGUGGUCCAGAAAAAACAAUAUGUUACCGAGUGGUGAAAAAACUUUUACUGGUGAUACUUACACCAUCAAAUCUGUUCGUCGACAUGACGAUGGGAUUUAUAUAUGUUCAGCAUCCAAUAACAUAGGCGAUGCUGUCACUGAACAGAUAGACCUAAAUAUAUUAUAUCCUCCAGAAGUAGAAGAAGAACAAUCUGUUGUAUUUACAGUGGAAGGGCGUGAAACAGAAAUCGUGUGCAUUGUUCACGCUGAGCCUCCUGCAGAAGUCUUAUGGUACCGUGAUACGUUGCAACUGGAUACAACUGAAUGGCGAAUUAUGGAAGUCAGAGGAAAUCGAUACACUUUGCGUCUAAGAAAAGCACAGAAAAUUGACUUUGGCAAUUAUUCUUGUGUAGCUGAUAAUGGAUUAGGAAAGAGCAGACAAUUCAUAGAACUAACAGGAAAACCAAAAGCUGCCACAUUCACCAGUGACGAAAGAAGUCGAUCUAAAGAUUCUUACAAUAUAUCUUGGAUGGUCAAAAGCUACAGUCCUAUCCAAGAGUAUAAGUUAUUGUAUAGACCAAUAAAAAAUAAUAGCAAAAGUCAACAGGAAACGCAAUAUAAACGUCCUAUGAGAAGACGCACAGAUGACUGGACAGAAAUUUCAGUCACUCCUCAGCGUACUGACAUCGUCGAUCAAGCAAUGUCUCAAGUAAUCACCUCAUUGGAGCCAGGUACCAGUUAUGAGGCUACAGUACAGUCCAGAAACCGUUACGGCUGGAGCGAAAUCUCUCGUCCAUUCACUUUUACCACCCUUAUGAAGAACGAUGCUACUACAUUUAACGGAAACUCGGUUUACAUAGAUCCAGAAUUGAGAGAUAUGAGCGUCACAACUGCUAUAAACAACGCCCCAAAGACAAUUCAAACAGUACUACUCUGCGUCAUGAUCACGGCCAUUAUUUACUUAGCUUAAAUUUAAAUUUUGAAAUCACCCAACCCUUGCUAUAUAGUUAAACAAAUCUUAUAAUGUGAAAAUACAAGUGAAGAAAAAAGAACAGAAACCAACACAAAUGAUACAUUUCAACUAUCAACUUAUACGAAAUAUAAUUACUCUAUUAUCUGUUUUAUACAACAUUUUUUCUUUGGUCGGUCUUAUUCUAAUUUAAAUUAUAAAUAAUAACAUUGAUCAUUUACUUUAGGGUGCUAAAUUAAAAUUGUAUUGUUAUUAAAAUAAAAAGCUUUAAUUAUAAAAUAUUAUAUACUUAAGUAGACCCUAAAAAAUCAUGAUUUUCUAAAAUGACAUAACACAUUUAAUAGGAAGGAAAGUGACACUAAUAUUAAGAUGCCAAACACAGCUGUAUUCGACAUUUCUGUGAUUUUCAUGAAUUAAAAAAUAAGAAUUGAAAACAUGAAAACAAAAUAUUAGUAUAACUCAAUAAUUCUAACAAUAUUAUAACUCUACUAACGUCAGGAAAAUACUUCGAACCUAUUCGUUGUAAAGUAGACAAAAAAAAAAUCUGUAGUAAUCAAUAUCUUAUAGAUUAGCUUAUUGGCCUUAGUUACCGCCUAAAUACUGCAUAAUUUAUUAAUAUUGUAUAAAUAUAUUAUAAUGUACUUGUAGAUAACUUAUUUAUAUAAAUAAUAACUAUAGUAAGUAAAGUGUUUGAAUUAAUUUUAUUUUUGAUAGCUGACUUUCCUUUACCAUCGGAUACCUAUUAAAAAUUAUAAAAACGAAUUGAAUAACUCCAAAUCUUUUAGUUUUUGUACAUACUUGUUUUUUAAGGUAAUUUUUAUUUUAAUAAAUUUAAAAUAUUUCAUUUUUGUAUAGACUUCAUUCGAAAAUCUUUUAAAAAAUAAUCAAUAAAAUGUAUAAUACUUAUGUAACUAGAAACCUCUAAAUCUUAAAUUAUUAUUUAAAGGUCAAACGUAAAAUGUAAAAACCAUUAUUUCAUAUUUUAAUUUAUGGUAUACAUAAAAUGAAAAUAUAAUUAUAAUUAUAAGUUCACGUUUUUUAGUUUCGAAAUAUGUUCCGAUUUCAAUUUUUUCUUUAAUAAUAGAUUGACGAAAUGUUCUCGCUUUAAAAUGUAAUAAUUAAAUUACAUUACAGGGCAGAGAGAUAUGAGGCUGUCUAAAUUAAAUCAAAUAUAAUACUAAUAAAAAAAUUUAUCCUAGUCAUAAAAUUUAGAUAGUUUUAGAGAAAAUGUUUACAGUUUACAGAUUACAUGAAAUCAGGGCCUUCAUUUGGAGUAACACAGAUAUUUUUUUAUUGGUUCUCAGCAGUUAAAUACUUUUCUCAAUUAUAUUAUAAUUGUUUAUAAAAUUAAAACUGUUAUCAACUAAAAUUUUAAUUAAUAAGUAGUUCAUUUUAAAAUUUGCAUAACUCAAAAAAAUAAAAAUUCUCAGUGUAAAACAUAUAUUCAUUAUAAAUAUAAACAGUAUAAAUUAAGUAUGUAAAUAUAAAAUUAUUAAUGAUUUUUUAUAACAAAUUCUUUAUUUUUAAGUAAACUUUAUUGUUAAAUAAAUUACAAUCAAAAUAGAUUUAGAAAGGGUAAUUAAAUUUAAAUUACUUUAUUAAUAUUUUUAAAUCUAUAAUUUUUUUUUACAAAAUACAAUUUAAAUCAUAUAAUUAAACUUUAAAGUGAAAAAUAAACGUCUAAAAUCAGCAUUUUAAAUUUCAAUAGGAUAUAUUUUAAGUUACUACACGAUAAAUAAAGAUUAAGUUAACUUAAUUUGACUCUUAAAUACACAUUUGUAAUAUUUUACAUAAUGUACUUUAACUAUUUAUGUUAUUAUAUUAAUGUUUUAAAACAAUGGUGCUAAUAAGAAUGGGUUGUUAUGAAAUUUCAAACUGACAAAAAUAUCUGGCACCUAUAAUUUAAUCGCGGUUUUUAAACAUACACAAUCUUACUGUAAGUAUGAGUAUCGUAAUACAAAUAGUUACAGAAGAUAUAUUUUUUUAAUUUUGUUAUCCAUAAAAAAAAUUCUUAGAUUGUAUCAAUCCAUUAAAAUUCAUGGCUGAAUAAAAAUUGUUUUUUUUUUGUUGAGCGUUAAAAUAAACUAUAACAUUAGCUUAUAAUUGAGUUUAACGUCAUUCAACAUAUAAACUUUAUUAAAUUUUCAUCUUUAAAGUUUUUAAUAUUAAAAUGUUGUACGGUUUUUUUGGCUAACAUUCAACAUUAAAAAAAAUUGAAACAUAAUUCACUACUAUAAGCAGUUUAAAAUUAUAUUAUUACAAUUUAAAAAAUUUUUUACGUUAUAAAAGUUUUAUGAUUAACAAUAAUAUAAAUUUAUUGGUGUCAAUUAUUUUUGAGUUUUCUUUUUCGUUUUAUAAGAAUGUCAUGACAACAUUUUACAUUUUAAGCUUAUAUCAUAACAUUUUCUGCGCUGUUAAAAACAUAACAUUUUUUUUUGUUUGAAAUAAUUAAAAACUGACGUAUAAUUAUUGCCACUAUUAAUGUAUAAACUAAAAACAUUAAAAAUUAUUUUUUGACCUUCAAGUGAAACAAUUUUUUAUAAUCAUUUGAUUAAUCAUCCUUUGCGAAAAAUAUAACUCCAGGAAUUUAUACGCAUCACAAUUUAUUAAAAGAGCGCUAAAAGAGAGGAAUGUAUAGUUUUUAUAUAUAGGGUUUUUAGUAAGUAAGGAAAGGAUUUCAUUGUUCUCAUUACUUGUAAUAAUGGACCUGAUUCCUUACCUAUUGAUAAUUCUGUAUAAAUAUGCUUUCUAAUAAUAAAAACAUUUAUUAUUUACUUUAGAGCCUAAAAAAUGGAUGAAUAGCCCUUUCUAAAAAGUAAAACUAUACAAUGAAAAACCAUUUUUUUUAUUUGAGCCAAAAGUUAAAGUUUAUAAAGUAAAUUUUAGUAAAUUUCUUAUGAAAGUUUGAAAUUUUUAUUUUAGUUAUUAUCAUAAUUUUUACUAUAAAAUCUAAUAAUUCUUUUAUUAUUUAUUGUAUAAUAUUAUUAUGCUAUUGACAAUUUUUAAAUAAAUGC
Messenger RNA from Daktulosphaira vitifoliae (grape phylloxera), 4914 nucleotides. Its product is annotated as limbic system-associated membrane protein-like. The transcript is spliced from 12 exons. Gene Ontology annotation, molecular function: axon guidance receptor activity; protein binding. Gene Ontology annotation, cellular component: neuronal cell body; axon; plasma membrane. Gene Ontology annotation, biological process: homophilic cell-cell adhesion; synapse organization. The coding region runs from base 428 to 1900 and encodes 490 amino acids. The record is from RefSeq and is a predicted model, not a curated record. NCBI's taxonomy places the organism in Eukaryota, Metazoa, Arthropoda, Insecta, Hemiptera, Phylloxeridae.